AUGGCAUUUGAAAGAGUCCGGAAGCUCAGAAAGCGUGUAAGCGAGAUUUCUGUUCUAAAGCGUGGCGCCCGCGCGGCCGUGCAGAAAAAGCCUGCGAGGGAUGGAUACAGCCGCCAGUCUCUGAAUUAUUCCGUGGCUAACCUUAUAGAGCAGGCGGGCUCUGACUACGCAAAGGGGGAGACUGACAUGGCUAUCUACAGGCUGACGCGUGUACUAUCAGAAAUCGAGAAAGAAGCUGCAGAAAGCAGUGGGCCCUCUCUCAUCCCACUGGGGGUGAGCGAGAUACAGGAGCGCCCAUUCCGGCACCUUCUUCUUCGGAACGAAGAGGACUUCGUGGGUUACUCGGGGCCUUGGUACGAACAUCCUUGCAAGCAGCCUUGCGAGGAACCCGUUCCCAUGACGGACGCGGAUUACUCACAAGGAACUAUCGCGUCCUGUGAUGUUGGCGUGCAAGACGAUUUGAACUACACAAUUCGCGACGCGGAUUCCCAGGUGUUCGAAUUCUCAGACAUGGUUGAAAGGUCCUUUAAUUUGCUCACCAUCAGUGGAGGAAUUCUCGAGGACGAAGCGACGCGUCUAGAUGAAGAUGCCCCUAAUUCCACUAGCGCCGACCCUGAGGCACCUUGGAAAGAGGACGGUUACCACCACGGACUCUAG
Messenger RNA from Lachancea thermotolerans CBS 6340, 657 nucleotides. Its product is annotated as KLTH0F07238p. Bases 1 to 657 code for a protein of 218 amino acids. Lineage: Eukaryota; Fungi; Ascomycota; Saccharomycetes; Saccharomycetales; Saccharomycetaceae. The record is from RefSeq and is a predicted model, not a curated record. The transcript has a single exon.